CAUGGGAAAGAGCACAUAUGGAACAGCAUACAAAGCAACAUUAGAAGAUGGUAAUGAAGUUGCAGUGAAAAGACUGAGGGAGAAGACAACAAAAGGGCAGAAGGAAUUUGAAACCGAAGUUGCAGGACUCGGAAAAAUUCGUCACUCGAAUCUCCUUGCUCUUAGAGCCUACUACUUGGGCCCCAAAGGAGAGAAGCUCCUUGUCUUUGAUUACAUGCCUAGAGGAAGCCUCUCUUCCUUCCUUCAUGCUCGUGGACCGGAAACAACAGUCGAUUGGCCGACAAGGAUGAAGAUAGCAAUCGGAAUUACGAGUGGGUUGGGCUACCUCCACACAGAGGAGAAUCUAAUCCAUGGGAACCUCACAUCCAGCAACAUUCUGCUGGAUGAUCAAACUAAUGCUCGAAUUGCAGAUUUUGGGCUUCCUAGGCUCAUGACUUCAGCUGCAGCUACUAAUGUGAUUGCCACUGCAGGAACACAGGGCUAUAAUGCACCUGAGCUAACAAAAACCAAGAAAACCACAACAAAGACAGAUGUUUACAGCCUUGGAGUCAUAAUAUUGGAACUUUUGACUGGAAAAUCUCCUGGAGAAGCCAUGGAUGGGAUGGAUUUACCUCAGUGGGUGGCCUCAAUAGUUAAGGAGGAGUGGACCAAUGAAGUAUUUGAUUUGGAGCUUAUGAAAGAUACGCCAAAUAUUGGUGAUGAACUUCUGAACACUUUGAAACUUGCCCUGCAUUGUGUGGAUCCCUCGCCGGCGGCUCGGCCAGAUGUUCAGCAAAUUCUCCAGCAACUGGAGGAGAUUAAGGCAGCUUCCACUUCCGGUGAUGGAGAUGAUGGCGCAAAAAAUCAACCAGCAAAUGAAUAGACCUAAAUAUCGACAUAGAAUUAUAUAGAUUACCACCCAGAUGAGAAGAAUAAAUGGGUAUUAUUAUUUUAUUUGUUAUAGUAGAAGAGAGAUAUAUUCUUUUGUUUUUGUCAGUUUGUAUUCCAAUUAUUCUUUUAUUCAUAAUGAUUCAAGUUCGUGUAUAUUGGUGAUACAAGUAUAAUGCGAUUUUUAUAAAUGCAAUUUAAGUUGAUUGUGAGUUUCUGUUUUU
Molecule: messenger RNA, 1091 nt
Organism: Momordica charantia (bitter melon)
Lineage: Eukaryota; Viridiplantae; Streptophyta; Magnoliopsida; Cucurbitales; Cucurbitaceae
Source: RefSeq, a predicted model, not a curated record